Messenger RNA from Aedes aegypti (yellow fever mosquito), 5460 nucleotides. RefSeq names its product calcineurin-binding protein cabin-1. Gene Ontology annotation, biological process: chromatin organization. NCBI's taxonomy places the organism in Eukaryota, Metazoa, Arthropoda, Insecta, Diptera, Culicidae. The coding region runs from base 187 to 5406 and encodes 1739 amino acids. Gene Ontology annotation, molecular function: nucleosome binding; protein binding. The record is from RefSeq and is a predicted model, not a curated record. The transcript has 21 exons. Gene Ontology annotation, cellular component: nucleus.
AUAAACAAACAAAAGUAAACAAGUAAACGCGGUGCGGCGCUUUGUCUAUUAAGUUGUACAAUCAAAAAAGUGCUGGAUCUUCAGAAAAUUUGAUGUUAACUUGCAGACAGCGAAAAGUGUAUAAUGCAAAUAUAAGAUUAUAAAUUAAAACAAUUGUUUUAUGCUAACAAUUCAGAGCUAGUCAAGAUGCUGCCGAUUCGUGCACUUAAUGAUGACUUUGAGGAGGAUAACAGCUGCAGUAACGACACCGAAUUGAAAUUCUCAGGAGAAGCUGAGGAAACCAUAAUUGUUGCGGAAUACAUGAAAGCGUUAAAUUAUGUACAUACAGGCCAACAUUGCAGUGCAUUGCGUCUCUUUCUCGAGCUGCUGGAAACGGAAGCGCUUUCCAAGCAAUUGGAUAACAACCAGGAAAGUAGAUUAUUGUUGGUAAAAUAUAAUUGUUAUCGUAAUAUAGGCAUGCUUUACCAAGAAAAAGGAAACAACAGUUUGGCUUUAGACUACUUAACUCAUGCCAUUGAGCUAGACGACAAUGAUGUUUAUACAAUGUGCUCACUCGCCGAAUUAGCAAUUAAGAAUGGACAAAUUCCAGUUGCCAAGAUAUACUUUGAAAAAUGCCUUGAACGUAACCCGAAUCACUGGCCGAGCGUAGAUGGUAUGCUACAAUUGUUAUUGACAUCAGAAAACAUAAUUGAAGCUUGGUUAUGGGCUAUCCAUUGUCAUAAGAUGGAUAAAAACUACAGAAAGGCAAUCGAUGUGUUACAAGAAAUAAACACUAGAUUUACAUCCAGUCGUCAAUUUAUGGAAAAUCUCCUGAAGGAAAAACUUCCAACCCCAUACGCAGUCGAUGGUGUCAUUACAAAAUACUCAAACUUUACUAAAAGUAAUUGUGCUGCCUUAGUUGAUGGCACUGACAACCGUAUCCAAGCUGACAUUGAUUUUGAAAAGAUUAGAAUUUCGCAAAUAAACUGGACAACCAUAGGUACUUUGAUACUUCAACUUCAUCAGCUUCUGAAGCAAACAGAUCAGAUAAUAAAACAUUUUCAUCUAAGCGAUUGUUUUGGAAAGCCAAUUGAAAAACAGAUGUGGGAUUGCAACGUCGUAGAUGCUCCGUCUUGCCACAUAAUAUCAGAUGAUACUGCGCCAGAAAUAACAGAUGCCAGGAGCUCAACAAACUUAGAUUCAGCAAUGGACAACGAAGCUAAAAGUCGUCGCCGAGGUAGUGAACUAAAAAUUCUAGAGCAAUGGGGCUGGCACAAAAAUCGUCGGUCAACGAAAAGAAAAAGUUUGCAUGAUAGUGCAGAAUUCAUAGAAUCAACUGCUGAUGGAUUUCUGAAGCGGGCAUUGUCGCAAUAUUUUAUGAAAUCGUUCACCGACGAGAAGUCACCAUUUACGGAACAACCAUACGAACAAAGCUCUGCAGAAUCUAGCCAAAAUAUGGUAUCUGCUUCCAAUACAGCAGAAUUGUUUUUCCAAACUGCUAAAGAUGAUUUCAACAGCAUGAUUACUGAAAUGAAUGAACGUGAAAUUGAUUUGUACCUGUUAAUAAACUUAUACCUUCAACAUAUGUCAUUGUACUGGAAUAUCGAAAUGCCUAGUGAAUUACGAUCCCUAUACAUUCAGGUUUACGACGUUUUCGCUGAGUUUGUUAGUCAUGAUACGUGGAAUCAGUUGCAAAUCGAGGAGUUAACAGUGAUAUAUCGAAUGACGCUUUUUUAUGUGGAGUUAUGUCACGACAGCAUAGAAGAGAAAUCUCUCGACAGUAAAAGCUACAAGAGCAGUUUUGAAAAAGAAUUACGCAUUCUUCAAUUGUAUGCAUCUUCUAUACUUUCAAAUUACCUCAUCACAUACCAAUCAAGAAAUUUGUGGCUUAAUUAUGUUGUUGCUAUGUAUGAAAACAAACUUGACCUUGCAUUGAAUAUGCUAGUACAGAUCACCUCACUUGUCGAUGAUCAGCCAGAUUUUGAAGUCCAUUUGCCAAAUCAGCAAUUCAAUAAUUUCUACAACAAAACAAAAAUCCAGAAGAUGAUAGUUUCGAUUAAACGGCAGAUUGAUUUAAACAGUGUAAAGGAUUUGUAUUACACAUCAAGCUACGAUAAAAUUGUUAACAUUCUGGAAGACAGUUUAAUCCACUCUUCAGAUAUUCAAUUCGGAAAAGGAGAUUUAUUAAGCAUUUCGACACAAAUUGAAAUUUUAUUGGAGAGUUUUUGGCAUUUGGAACGUUAUUUGGACUGUCUUGUUUGGGCCGAAAAGUCGUUGAAAUAUGCAGUAGAUCUAUUUGUUUCUAUUCAAAAUGGAAGCUUCUUACGACGAAAUGAUUAUGCAAGGUUAAUAAAUUACGUGUUGCCUUAUAUUCAAGUUUUAAUAGAAAAAUCUGUAGACUGCACAGCUCUUUUCAAAAAUAUGGCACGAUUGAUUCAAAGCAUCCAUAAAUUAUUGACUCAUCUACUUGAUAAUCAACAAGAGAAACAAAUGUUCAAUCAUUGUACAAUAGAGUGUUGGAGAGCUUGGGUUAUCAUAUACUACGUACUACAAAGACAAGACGACGGAAACAUGGUUUGCCGAAAAAACCGAGGGAUCAAAUACGCAACGUCCACGAUUGACACGGAGGAAGAACCGCUGUUCAACUCUAUAAUGUUGUUUUUUGUAGCUCAUGAUCUACUUGGCAGGCGACAAUGGUGUUCAAUAGGAAAUAAUAGAUUUUUGUUCAUGAUGCUGGAUACUAUUGUCCCCAUACUACGCUCUCCAAUGUUUGAACCGUACAGGGAUAUGAUUAAUGAUUGCUUGGAGCAGACUACGUACUGUUUAUAUGGAUAUCCUCCGAAAAAAGGAAGAACUAGGCACCUCCAGGAUCACGAAUCUACAUCGGCUGAUUUAACAUGGGAAAAAGCUGUCCAGUUAUUUGAAAUAUACCGUCCUGACAUUUUACCGGAAUUCAAUUCUUACAAAAUCGAUUCUAUUUCUGCUGACAUGGAGGCUCUUCUACAACAUAUAUUGUUAUUAAUGCCAGAUAUAUAUGCCGUUUCACCUUACACCGGUCCAGUAAUCGAUUUCAUCAAUGGGAAUGCAAACACAUUCAUCAACCAUGAACGCGAUAAUUUGCUCUGUUUACAAAUUCGAUCAAUAUAUUACAUACUUGCCGAUUACUAUUUCAAAAGCAGAGAUUUCAGCAAAGCUAUUAAGUAUUAUACUAUGGAUUUGACACUUGAGCCGACGAGAUUCGACUCAUGGGCUGGAAUAUCUUUAUCGAAAGCCAGUAAAUGUGAAACCAUGCUAAAUUCUGCAGAAGAGCUUAGUUAUCGACCAUUCCUAGAUGAAACCUAUAGUACAAUAAGAUGUUUCAAGCAGUCAUUGAAGUUAAAUCAACAUGAUCCCCAAGUAUGGGUUGAGUACGGAUCAUUUGCCUACAAUGUUAGUGCGUUUUGUUCCAGGUAUAUUAAGCAUGACUCGUUUUCUGUGGACAGUGCAUCUUAUUUAAAAUGUCAACAAACUUAUCAUUUGGGAAUUGCUUAUGAAUGCUUCAACAAAGUGAAUACAGAGUACAGUUUAGAUCAAAAAGAAGAUCGUAAUUUUGAAGCCAAUGAAGACGAGAAAUGGUUGUACCAUUACAUGCUUGGAAAAAUUGCUGAAAAAAAUAAGGAACGACCAGUUGUUUAUCUCACACAUUACCUGAAGGCUGCCAAAUAUCUGUACGAGUGCAGUGCAACAUAUCCCAUAAAGAUAAACCACAGCAAUCCAUCGCAGCUUUCUAUAGAGGCUUUAGAAGUAUUUUAUCGAACUAACGCAGCUAUUAUGAAAUACACAGAAAAACAUUCGUUGAUUUGUAAGCAAGAAGCGGGUUUAUUCAAGAAAAUUUUAAAGGAAUUGACAGUUAGCCCGUUUGCUGUGAAUAGAGCCAAAAUCAGUGACGUGGCUUUGAAAAAGAAGCUAGCGGAACCUGUUGAUGUGCUUCUAAUUGAUAAUAGACUUCCAAUAGCGCACAAAAGUGAUCUCACUUCUAACAUAACUACUGAUAAUAUAAGCUCAUCAACGCUGGACGAAAAAACUUUUGAAAAUAAAGAAACAAAGUACAACAACGACAAAUUGGACUAUCUGUCAAGAAGAGCCUCACAGGAAAGUAACCCCAUUACAAAUACGUCGACAAUAAGCAAUGCUACGAGUUCAAUGUCAUCUGUCUCUGAUUCACAAAGCUCUGGCUCUGAAAGUGACAGUACAACGGACGACGAGCUAUCUAUUACACCUGCUGAUCGUGAUAGUAUCUUCAAAGACUGCAUAAGAAAUUUAGAAGAAUGCGUUAUUCGAUUUCCAGAACAUUAUAAAUCUAUUUACCGUCUUGCGUACCAUUACUUAAAUGCUCCGGGAGAAACCAAAUCUCUUGAAAGAUGUAAUCAGCUUUUACUAGGAUCGUACAAGGCAGCAUUAGGAAACCAUGUUGCUGGUUUAUUCACAGAACGAAGAAGCAAUAACUUCUUCAAUGGCAUAUGGAGAAUUCCUUCUUCGGAUAUCGAUCGACCAGGAAGUUUUUCUACACAUUUGGCCAAAUGCGUAGCAAUCCUUAUUGAAACGUUAAAACGUAAUGAUGAUCAUGAAACCUUGCUUGAACUAGCUAUUCAACUAUAUCGAAGACCAGAUAGCGACAAAGAAUAUUUGAAUGAUUACGAUCGCAACAAAUUGUCCCUUCAGGCCAUACAAACAUGUGUCAUAGUAUAUCAACAUAUUUUGAAAAAAUCUGUGGCUCGAAAAGACGAUACUGCAACGUUGACGCUUCUUGUAGCUAUAUAUAAAGGAUACAGAAAGUGUGUCAAAACCAUGCAGCACAAAGAGUCAUUUAUUUCAGAUGCAUUGAUAGAAGCUUACAAGGUAUAUAUACAAGACAAGGCCAAGCUCCCCGAUUCGGCCAAUUUACUUGACCUUGCUGUAAAACUAUGUACGUACGAAAUCAACUAUCGUAAAUCCAUGGACAAAAUAGUUGGCAAACAAAUGGAGAAAACCAGCAAAAUUAUAAACAUCUGCGCUGAUACACCAUCUACAAUAAUAACGCCAAUGCAGCCGAUCUCUGCGUCUUUCAUUCCAGGGCUGACGAAACAUCGAAAAAUGGUUGUUCCAAAACUGUUAUCCACUUCAAGUGUUUCUCCUCCAGCUAAGUUCGUAUCAGUUGGAUCAUCAUCAAUAAGUACAUCAUCGCUAGCAGGGCUCACAAUAACGCCGGUGAACAUUCCACUUCUAACAUCAGCAGGAAAUGGAGCAGUAACGAAAGCAUCUAACACAAAUGUAUCGUCGUCCUUGUCGGCUGGUACAUCUGAAUUAUUGAAAACUUUUUCGGAUCCUGAAACUAUAUCUGAACUGUCACGAAUGUAUUUUAGCGCAUUAUCUAAUUUAAAUCAGGAUUAUACCAAAACGAAUAAAUGAAAACAGCUAAAGAAAAAUAUGUACUAAAUAUAAAAAUAUAGAAUAAUAAAGUAA